AUGUGAUGCUGCAGACACUCCUGCCUUGCAGCCUCAGCCACCGUCAUUCUUACUUUGUUUGCUAAUGAAAUGAGAGCUUUGUCUCUUGAGGGGCAGCAGAUAGUGGGUCACAUACACUGUGGUGAAUAGAAAUGUAGAGGGGGUAGCUCAUAGCUAGGUCAGCCUGUGGCACACUUAGCUUUUUUUAUGUUUUAAUCUAGAUCAAUUUGUUUUGCAAAAUUCUUCCCAUGAGUUUUUUUUUUUUUUUUGAACAGAAAUACUGAUGUUUUUCUUCUCCGUGUUUAUGCAGGAAGCUCUCCUGACAGCUUCACCUCCAUCACAAACCAGCCAUGUCCUGCCGGGACAUCCACGCCACCAACGCCUUUUCCUUCAUCAUUGCUUUUGUGUCUGUGGCGGGGAUCGCUGUGGCGACCGUGAUCCCGCAGUGGCGCGUAACUAGACUCGUCACUUUCAAUCAAAAUGCAAAAAAUAUCAGCGUGUAUGACGGGCUGUGGGCUAAAUGCGUGAAACAGGACGGAUUCCCAGGCUGCUACUACUAUGAUUCAGAGUGGUACUCUAAAGUGGAUCAGCUGGAUUUGCGGCUCUUACAGUUCUGCCUCCCAGCAGGCCUCAUGUUUGGCUUUUUAGCCUUACUCCUGUCCACCACAGGGAUGUGUAAAACCUGCUGCUGCUCCGACAAACCCGAACCGGACAUCAAGACCAUCAGAUUCUUGGUGAACAGUCCGGGCUGUCACCUGGUGGCCGGGAUGUUCUUUUUCUUGGGCGGGGCGAUCGCGAUUGCGCCGUCCGUGUGGUUCCUGUUCCGCACCAAGGAGAUGAACAUUAAAUACGACAACAUUUUCUCUGAUGGCUUUGCCGUCUAUGUCUCCAUAGGCUGCUCAGGAGGCCUCAUGUUAGCUGCACUGCUGAUGUUCAUGUGGUACUGCAUGUGUAAGAAGCUGCCUUCGCCUUUCUGGUUGCCUUUAGACUCCAUGUCUACCUCUCCCUCUACUCAGCCUCUCACUGCCAACGGUUUCCCGCCCUCUCCAGUUUAUGGUCAACAGCCGUUCCCCCCGCAGGCGUACCCUCCUACGGUGAUCAAUGCUCAGCCUCUAGUGCCCUCACAGGGCUACGUGCAGACUGUAGUGGCCCCUGCUCCACCUCAGGUGUACGUGGCUCAGCACCCUGCAGCAGAUAACUACGGAUCAGAGUUAGGGGGCGCCUAUAACUACGCCCCCUCGCAGAGCUACGCGCCUUCGCAGAUUUACGCGCCUUCGCAGAGUUACGCCCCCUCACAAAGUUACGCCCCCUCUCAGGGUUAUGCCUCCAGCUACGCGGGCCACCGUUACUCCACCCGCUCACGAAUGUCGGCGAUAGAAAUCGACAUUCCUGUAUUAACUGAGCCAGAAUGAAGCCAGCAGUGUAAUGAAGGAUGAGAUCGUCGCUAAAGUGAAUUGAAGGGCCAAACCAUGUAGCAGGCUAGAAAGGGGGAAAAACCUUAAAAUAUUUAUAGCAAUGAUAUUUCACAAACUAAUACUAGACUAACGGAUAUCAUUCCAGCUUUUUUUCUUGUCACAGUCUUGCUUGCUUGUCACUACUGAAACAAAAAGUCUGUGGUUCAUACGGAGCGUCUCUGAAGUAACUCAGCCUUUAGUAUUUUUUUUCUGUAACUUGAAUUAUUUUUAAUGUGGCCGUGCCUGAAGAAGAGGAGCAGCUGUUAGAUUUUUAAUGCACUAAUAUUUGAAAUAAUGUUUGCUUAUUUUGUAACUGAUUAUGUUUUAAAACGUGGCCUUGUGUUCAGAAAUGAUGACACUAAAAAAGAAAAAAACCUGUCUGUUGAAAUGUGUUGUAAUUACCGACUGCAGUCAAAGACGCUAAAGAGUUUUUAACUUCCUUUCCAUCCAGAUGUGCGUUUUUGCCUUUUAAUGUAUUUUGCAUAUCGAGCACAAAUAACUUUUUUUUAAUGUGUAAUUCUGAAAUGUGAGAUCAAUGCUGGCCAAAUAUCUUUUUUUUUUAAAUAAAUGAAAUCUUAAUUCAUGU
Messenger RNA from Oryzias melastigma (Indian medaka), 2019 nucleotides. RefSeq names its product claudin 12 (gene cldn12). Bases 330 to 1391 code for a protein of 353 amino acids. NCBI's taxonomy places the organism in Eukaryota, Metazoa, Chordata, Actinopteri, Beloniformes, Adrianichthyidae. The record is from RefSeq and is a predicted model, not a curated record. Gene Ontology annotation, cellular component: plasma membrane. The transcript has 2 exons.